This is a messenger RNA of Sclerotinia sclerotiorum 1980 UF-70, 1230 nucleotides long. RefSeq lists its product as hypothetical. Gene Ontology annotation, cellular component: RNA polymerase II, holoenzyme. The transcript has 5 exons. The record is from RefSeq and is a predicted model, not a curated record. NCBI's taxonomy places the organism in Eukaryota, Fungi, Ascomycota, Leotiomycetes, Helotiales, Sclerotiniaceae. Bases 1 to 1230 code for a protein of 409 amino acids. Gene Ontology annotation, biological process: mRNA 3'-end processing. Gene Ontology annotation, molecular function: RNA polymerase II C-terminal domain binding.
AUGGCAUAUAACGAUGAUGCUGUUCUUGCAAAACUUUCGGCGUUGAACGAGACGCAGGAAAGUAUUGUCACUGUCGCUCAAUGGAUUAUGUUUCAUAGGAGAUAUGCCGACCGCACUGGACAACUUUGGCUUCAAAAGCUGAAGGAUUCUGGAAGUAAUAAGAGAUUGAAUUUGGUCUAUCUAGCAAAUGAAGUUGCACAACAAUCGAAAGCUAGGCGCAAGGAUGAUUUCCUCAUUGCAUUUUCUCCUGUAAUCGCAGAAGCUACAGCAACUGCCUACAAAGGAGCUACGAGUGAUGUUCAGAACAAAUUGAAAAGAGUCGUGGAAGUUUGGAGACAGAGGCAGAUUUUCGAGAUUCCUAUACAAGAUGCGGUUGAGGCUAGAAUUGAGGAACUCGAGAAAUCCAGAUCUUCAAAUAGGAAAGGAUUGGGCGGAUCUCUUUUCUCCAACAAUUCAUCAUCGGCGCCAAGCGAACUUCAACCUCUUGUUGCACCUCAGCAAACCAUAUCCAAAUUAGUACUUUCUACGAAGACUGCUACAAACGCGGCGAACAUUGAUUAUGAUAAGCUCACGGAUCCAAACACACCAACACCUUCUGCACCAGUCCAUGCUGCUCGACUCAAUGGCCUUCUUAAGACUUUAGCAAACGCCGAGGGAGCUGUAGCUGAAGUUAUCAAAUCGCGUAAUUUGUUGAUUGAAGGAUUGGAAAAAUUGCUAGAGACAAACCGUAAUGCCUUAGCAGAAGAAAAGGCCCAACUCAACCUCCUCUCUACGCGACGUACCGAGAUUGACACUAAGAAGAGGGAGGUGGAAGAUAGUAUCAUGCGAGGAUUUGCAAACAGCAGUGAAAGCACACCCGCAGAUGGCAGUCCAGGAAACCAAAUGGCUACUCCUAAAUCUGAACCUGAUCGCCCCGAAGUCGAACCAUUAUCACCUCCAUUGCGGCCCAUGAAAGAAGAAUCUAUCCAGCAAGAGCCACUUCCAGACUUUGACCUAAACUCCUCGGCCGGCCUUGCCAAUGGUUCAAUUUAUGCAUCUCAGUCCAUGUCACCAACUUCUGGUUUGGAUUUGCUAAGUAGUGUUUCCACUAGUUAUGGACGCAGCAAUUCACUAGGUAGCUUGAAGAAGAGGAAAUUGAAUGAUGAUUUUCCAGAAAUGGGUGGUGAUGCUAUGGAGGGUUUGGAUGCGGAUGUUGCUGAGAUGUUGAGACAGGAUACUGGUGCUGCUUAA